Uloborus diversus is the source of this 4533-nucleotide messenger RNA. RefSeq names its product cell adhesion molecule DSCAM-like. The transcript is spliced from 26 exons. Gene Ontology annotation, biological process: dendrite self-avoidance; axon guidance; homophilic cell-cell adhesion. Lineage: Eukaryota; Metazoa; Arthropoda; Arachnida; Araneae; Uloboridae. Gene Ontology annotation, molecular function: cell-cell adhesion mediator activity. The record is from RefSeq and is a predicted model, not a curated record. Bases 1 to 4362 code for a protein of 1453 amino acids. Gene Ontology annotation, cellular component: plasma membrane; axon.
AUGACUUUGGGAUACGCAGAAGUGAACCGCAAAGACACACGAGGGCCUGUUUUCCGCAUGGAACCGCCACCAAAAGUGGAUUUUUCAAACAACAGUGGCACGGAGCUACGCUGCAGUGCAGAUGGCUAUCCACCUCCAAAACUGACGUGGCUAACCAAAAGUGGGGAUAUGAUUCGUGAUAUACCGGGUCUUCGUCAAUCCAGAUCGGAUGGAACCUUAGUUUUUCUGCCUUUUCCAAGAUCAGAGUACAGACAAGAUGUCCAUGAUGCCAUUUACCAGUGCUCUGCGUCCAACAUUGCUGGUAGUGUGCUUAGCAGAGAAGUGCACGUAAAAGGAGUGAUCAAACAGAGAUUCGAUCCUCAAGUGUAUGACGAAUUCGUGGUUCGAGGUAAUACAGCAGUACUCCGUUGCCACUUGCCAUCCUUCGUGCGGGAAUACGUCACAGUGGACUCCUGGAUCCGAGAUGACAAACAGGUUCUGAAAAGAAAUGAUAUGAAAGGAAGUUCUUAUACGGUGCUUAAUUCCGGAGAAUUACUCAUUCAUGGAGUCUUGGAAAAUGACUCUCAGAGGACCUUUUUGUGUCAAACUCGCCACAGACUAACAGGAGAAAUGGUCACAAGUGUCAACGCUGGAAAAAUUGUGGUAACAGAGUCCCAUGCUUCGACGCUACCUCGUGUGACAUUCAGCAAACCUCAAAUAAGAGCAGAGGAAAACGCUUUCACGCAGAUGCCAUGCGUAGCACAAGGAAGCCCCGCGCCUACAUACAGGUGGAUGAAGGACACGUCUGGAGUACUACAGCACAUAGAAGAAGAUGGAAGGAUCUGGGUUAAUCAAGGAACGCUCAACAUUAAGAAAGUUCAGUUCAGUGACGGUGGAAAAUACCAGUGCAUUGUAAGAAACAGCAUAGGAGAAAGAAGAAUUGAAAGCGUUUUAAUUGUCACAGCUCCAUUAAGUGUCACCAUAAGACCCGCUCGUCAAGUCCUCAACAUAGGUCAGGAGGCAACGUUUAACUGCAAUGUGACUGGUUAUCCAGUUCAUACAAUCUCUUGGAAGAAGGACCAGCGAGCAAUAUCCUCCUCCAGCCGUGUCAGACUUUUGUCGAGAGACGUCUUGCACAUAACGUCCGUACGAAGAGACGAUAGAGGAACGUAUCAAUGUUUUGUGUUCAAUGAUUUUGACGGAGCACAAGGAACUGCAGAAUUGAAAAUAUCAGAUGUUGCGCCCACCCUGAUAUCGGCCUUUCCAGAACACACUGCUCACCAGGGCGACAUGAUCUCUUUGAAGUGCGUCACGACUGGGAAUCCCCUCCCCCGCAUCACUUGGUUCCUAGACGAUAUCCCACUUCAACAAGGCCCUCGAGUGGCUGCGGUGGAUCGGAUCGGGGACCUCGGUCACGUGACAGGCAUCCUCAACAUCAGCGAGGCCAGAGUCGAAGAUGGGGGAGAAUACAGGUGUCAAGCAGACAAUGACGUCGGCAGCACGUUCCAUGAAGCUCGGCUGAACAUCUAUGGGCCGGCCUUUGUUCGUGAAAUGGUGAACAUCACUGCGAUAAAUGGAGAGGAUCUUGUGAUACGAUGUCCUUACGGCGGAUAUCCGAUUAAAGGAAUUCGCUGGUACAAAAAUGGUGUUCUCCUGCCACUGAAUCACAGACAGAAAAUAAAUCACGGAGGAACCAUCACAAUACAAGAAGUACAAAGGAUAUCAGACAGAGGAGAGUACAGCUGUACUGUGAAAAGCACCGAAGGUCUGACGGCUACGGGAAAGACCUUUGUAUCUGUUGUUGUACCUCCUGUGAUAGACCCCCACUACUUUCGCGAAAGCAUCACAGUCAACGAAGAAGCUCGUACGAAGUUGAUGUGUGUGGUUGUUGAAGGCGAUCCGCCGAUGCGCUUCAGCUGGUUGAAAAAUGGCCACACGUUCCUUGCUCAUGGGGAUACCACAGUUCAAACGUUUGAAGACACGUCCAUUGUUACUUUCAAGAAAGUAGUGUCCAGUGACAGAGGCCAGUAUUCUUGCAUAGUUGCAAACGUCGCAGCUUCAACGAACAGGACAAUGCAACUAAUAGUGAAUGUUCCUCCGCAAUGGACGGUUGAGCCAAAAAAUACUUCUGUGGUAUUGGGACAAAGGGUGUGGAUGGAUUGCGCAUCUGUUGGAUUCCCUUCACCUAGUAUACUUUGGAAGAAGCUCAUUCAAUCAGAAAGCAGUACUGGAGAUUUCACGUAUGUUCAUUCUAAUCCUCGAGCUCACCGAUAUAGCAACGGAACUCUUGUCAUAUCAGAUGUUGAAGAAAACGACGGAGGCUCUUACUUAUGUCAAGCAAGCAAUGGAAUAACUUCCGGACUCAGCAAGAUCAUUUGGCUGCACGUACUCAUUCCUCCGAUGUUUAAAGAGCCUUAUCAAACAAAAAGCGUAACGGAAGAAUCGAAUACAACUUUGAGGUGCAUUGCUACGGGACAUGCGCCCAUUGUCAUAACAUGGCAAAAAGACAAGUCUCUAAUAGACAUGAGCAAACGUGGGAGGUUCUCUGUGAGAGAUAUAGCAGACUCAAGGCAGACGAUGUCUGAGUUGCACAUCAUGAAAACUCAUCGAAAUGAUUCCGGCACGUACAGCUGCUCUGCAGUUAGUGAUAUAGGAUCUGAUGAAGCUACCAUACAAUACAUAGUACAAGGAAGACCGGACCCACCAUCCAAUAUCUCCAUUGUGAAUGAAACUAGUCGCUCGGUGACGCUGCAAUGGGAUGUGACCAACGACGGCAAUGCUCACAUAUCUGGAAGUGUGAUUCAGUAUCAAUCGAUAUCCGAUAGUAGCUGGAAUGGGCAAACGUCACAGCUUAUAGUUUCUGGAUCGGAAAAAAUGGCGACGCUGCGAGCAUUAUCUCCAGUAACUCUUUACUUCAUACGCAUCGUGGCCGAGAAUGCAUUGGGGCACAGUUCUCCAAGUGAAGUGAUUAAUGUUACCACGGCUGAAGAAGCACCAUCUGGGUCCCCAAGAGACGUUCAAGUGCAUUCAACCGGAGCUCAAUCAAUGAAAGUAUCUUGGAAGCCACCUCCCGAAGAAAUGUCAAACGGAUACAUACGAGGAUACUAUAUUGGAUAUAGAACAUCAUCCUCGACCGACCCUUACACCUACAAACAGGUAGAAAGAUCAGAGAGCGAGCAACAGUCCACUUACAUAACUGGGCUCCAACCAUUUACGAAAUACGACAUUGUAGUGAAGGCUUUCAACUCUGCAGGUGCUGGGCCAAAAUCCCCGAAAAUUUCAGGAAAAACGCUGGAAACGGCUCCUCCUACGUCGCCUACUGUACAAAUCACUGACACAUCUAAAUCUUCAAUUGAAAUCAAAUGGGAAAAAGAUACGAAAGACAAGUCGGCAAUUACAGAAUACACACUCCAUUAUAAAUCAGACGAAGGUAACUGGCAACAGGAAAAACUCACCAGUACUGUUGAUCGCUACACGCUGAGAGAUUUAAGAUGCGGUAGCAGAUAUCAACUGUAUAUGACAGCUUCAAACAGUUUGGGCACAGGAGAGCCAAGUGAUCCUGUGUACACAAGAACAAAAGGAGCAGCCCCCAUGUCACCGCAAGAAUCUGCAUUCCUGACUCCCAACGCAAGCUCCGUGAGAUUAAAUCUGAACGCCUGGCAGAGUGGUGGAUGUCCUAUUCUUCACUUUGUUGUCAAAUACCGUCCUAAAUACCAGAACCAGUGGACGGCGGUUCCUGACAAACUCGAAAUGCCCAGAGAUUCCUACGUCAUCAGACAUCUCUCUCCAGACCGCGACUACGUUGUCAUGGUUACUGCCCACAGUCAAGCGGGACUCACGCAAGCGGAAUAUUCAUUCAGGACCCUUCAUGCAUCUCAAGCAGGUUUACCUUCAUCUCCUGCUUUUGGGAAAAGAGAGACAGACAUACCAUUUUACAAAAACGUUGCCUUGAUCAUUCCAGUUGUGGUGUCGUCAUUGGUCCUAGUGAUGAUUGCUUUCAUCGUUGUCGUCUGCUUUAGAAAGCAUUCACAAGAUCGGAGAGAUUUUGAUAUGCGUAAACCUUCUGGUGAUUCAGUUAUGUUGAGCGAUCUCAGCAAGCAGAUAACAAGUAAACCAAUGAAAACAUCUCAUUAUUCUUAUCCAACAGAAUACGCUGAGCCGUAUACGUGUGGAGAUUUUGCCGUACCGAAACAGGACUCUGAUGGCCUCUUUGCUACAAUAAAGAGGUGUCCAACUAGGCCGGUAUACAUGUCUGGACCUUAUAAGCAAGACUCAGAUGCGAAUCGACAGACGUGUGCGCAGAGCGCCAGUGGUCACGUGCGAUCCAACAGCAGCGACAAAGACCGAAUCCAAGCGAAGAGCCCGCACCUGCCAAUGCGAUGACAGUGCGUGACCUCCCACGACGAGUCGUCGUCCACCUCACUGUGUACAUUGCCAUUGAGAGAGACCUUCAUCUGAGUGCUUCAACUGUUUGCUCACACUUAAUCCUGCCAAAAUUGACGUGUACAUAAGGAAAUGAUGUGUAUCACGCAUGUUUGAGAUAAAUAAAAUUGC